Oncorhynchus kisutch (coho salmon) is the source of this 1590-nucleotide messenger RNA. Its product is annotated as zinc finger protein 239-like. Gene Ontology annotation, molecular function: DNA-binding transcription factor activity, RNA polymerase II-specific; RNA polymerase II cis-regulatory region sequence-specific DNA binding. Gene Ontology annotation, biological process: regulation of DNA-templated transcription. The record is from RefSeq and is a predicted model, not a curated record. Lineage: Eukaryota; Metazoa; Chordata; Actinopteri; Salmoniformes; Salmonidae. Bases 154 to 1284 code for a protein of 376 amino acids. The transcript is spliced from 2 exons.
GAGCCCAACACCAAACCAAUCAGGUGUUCGACGAAAUGAUUCUUCAGACGUCAUUGAUCACGUGCUGCUGAUAAAGGGACACUGCUUUGAAUUAUACCGCUUAGCGACUUCAGUACAUGCCUCAUAGCUCCAGUCUCAAACUUAACCCCGUUCAUGAUGAUGAUGAUGAUGAUGAAGAAGAGGUGGUCUGCCUGCUGGAUGGAGAAAGACGCUCUCGUGGAAGAGGAGGCUGUUACAAUACAAAAACAAGUAGAGGUUGAGGCUGUUACCGUGAAAGACGAAGAGAAAGAGCUCUCAGUUAAAGAAGAGGAAGACUCGUUCAGAGUCAAAGAGGAGGACGGCGACGUUUCAGUGAAAGAAGAGGAGGGGGAAGUGACUGGCACAUCGAAAAAUGAAGAAGAGGAGGAAACUGGAUAUCUGGGCCCGGUUUCCCAAGCGCAUCUUAAGGCGUCCGAUGGUUCUAACGAUGAACGGGCCCUGAUUAACACGAGAGAGAGAUGUGACUAUUGUGGAUCCUCUGGGGGUUCUCAACAACCUCCUGAUGCUGACAGGGCAGAGAAUAGUCUCUCCACUUCAAAACACCUCAAGAAACACCAGCAGAGACCCACAGGGAAGAAAUCUCAUUGCUGCUCUGACUGUGGGAAAGGUUGCAAAUAUUCAUCAGAACUUAAAAUACACCAGAGAACACACACAGGAGAGAAACCUUAUAGAUGUGGUCAAUGUGGGAGGAGUUUUACCACAUCUAGCAGUCUGACAUUACACCAGAGAACACACACAGGAGAGAAACAUUUUAGCUGUGGUCAAUGUGGGAGGACUUUUUCUACAUCUAGCCAUCUGACAGUACACCAGAGAACACACACAGGAGAGAAACCUUAUAGCUGUGAUCAAUGUGGGAGGAGUUUUGUUCAAUCUAGCCAGCUGACUUCACACCAGAGAACACACACAGGAGAGAAACCUUAUAGCUGUGGUCAAUGUGGGAGGACUUUUACUACAUCCAGCCAUCUGACAUUACACCAGAGAACACACACAGGAGAGAAACCUUAUAGCUGUGAUCAAUGUGGGAGGAGUUUUGUUCAAUCUAGCAAUCUGACAGUACACCAGAGAACACACACAGGAGAGAAACCUUAUAGCUGUGAUCAAUGUGGGAGGAGUUUUGUUAAAUCUAGCCACCUGACUUCACACCAAAGAACACACACAGGAGAGAAGCCUUAUAUCUGUGAUCAAUGUGGGAAGAGAUACUCUGAUAAAAGAUCUCUGAUCAAACAUCAGAAAAUACAUGCAUGAAGAAGUUGUUUCACGAUAUCAAUGAAAUAAUGUCAGAAUGUAUCAUGUUUUAACAUUGUAGUAGGAGUAUUUUAAUGAUGUCACAAUGUAGAAUGUUUUAGCAUUGUAGUAGGAGUAUUUUAAUGAUGUCACAAUGUAGAAUGUUUUAACAUUGUAGUGGGAGUAUUUUAAUGAUGUCACAAUGUGGAAUGUUUUAACAUUGUAGUAGGAGUAUUUUAAUGAUGUUCUACCUUAUCGUUUGCCUUGUUCAAUUGAUUGCAGCAUGAUAUGGAUAUUAGCCUCAUGGGAAAAUCCAGGCUCUGAAUU